AUAACGACGGUGAAUUGGCUGCUGAAAUAAACGAUUAUUCUGAGAUUUUGUUUCCAAUAACAAUGCAAUAUCUUUGGGAUACCAAAGUAAAACAUUUAAAUUACAUUUCACGAACUAUCCGGACUCGUUACUUCGGAAGUGGAGAAAUCAACGAAAGCACAGCUAAUGAAAUGACUUCGAUGUAUUCGGAUGGUCUUUUUACUUUAUGUACUUUGAAUGCAAUUCACUCUUAUCCUGGUCCGAAAUAUGUAUAUCUGUACAAUUACAGAGGAAAUUAUUCGAUGUCGGUGCAAAAUAUUAUCGCAAAUUGUGACCAAUUUCUAGGCGUUAGCCAUGCAGAUGAAGUAAAUUUGUUCUUCCAACGAGAAGAUACUUGCGAUUUUCUUACCAAUGAUGAUAUAACGUUUGGUGACGAAUUGAUUAAAAGAUGGAUUAAUUUUGCCAAUUCGAGUGAUCCUAAUUUACCGAUGAAAAUAAACGAGACCAUAAUGAGUGCUUGGGAGCCAAUGACGUCUAACAAAGUCGAAUACAUUUUUCUUGAUUGGAAUGGUACUAUGUCAACCGAUAUGUACAAGGAAGAGUACAUGUUUUGGAAAAGUUUACCACUUGGUAGCAAAUAUUAUGAGAAUGGAAAGUCGUGAGAGAAGAAACUGCUUCUUCAAAUUAUUGCAUUGGAUUGCGGUGCCGGGAGACUUAGAAAUGUCGGUAUUAAUUAAGACAACAGAUAAUCAUGAAUGAACAAAGAUAACAAUGCUUGACUUAUCAACCCCUAUAUCAUUAAGUAAUUAUGGAGACAUGAAUAAACUAAGGAAGUAAAAUGAUCCAUUGAUAAGAUAACACCGCUGGCGGUAGACUACCUGCGUACAUAAAACAAGAUAACAAUUACUAUAUUACCACGUGAUGCGCAUUUUACCUAGACACCGAUUCAUUUGAAAUGAUUUUACGAGAUUUAUAGCAUAACUAUAACAGACAAUACGGUACCUACAUCAAAAGCAAGAUGUAUAAAUUUUUAAUCAUCGCAAUUGCAACGCUCUCGGUGGAAUCAUUAAUUGUCACCAUAAACCAAGGAAUUAUAGAUGGAACACAUUCAACGACCAGAAGUGGUAAAAUAUUUAAUGCUUUUUAUGGUAUUCCAUUUGCUCAACCACCUACGGGCAGACUACGAUUCAAGUCACCAAAAGAAGCCAAGCCAUGGAAAGGAGUUUUAAACUCCACUACACCUGGACCAGUAUGUUUGAACAUUCCGCAAGGCUCUACUGAAAUCGUUGGCGACGAAGAUUGUUUGAAUCUAAAUGUGUACUCUCCUUUGAAUGCUCGACAAGGUGAUAAUUUGGCAGUAAUCGUGUACAUUUUUGGUGGUGCGUUCAAAUGGUCUUCAAACAUGGACUUUGGUCCAGAAUAUUUACUGGAUCAAAACGUUAUCGUCGUUGUGCCGAAUUAUAGAUUAGGUGCCUUGGGACUUCUAUCCACUGGAGACACAGUUAUAUCAGGAAACUAUCAGUUGAAAGAUCAGACAAUGGCGUUGAAGUGGGUUCAACAGAAUAUACGCCAUUUUGGAGGUGAUCCGAGCAAUGUUGCUUUACACGGUUAUAGUUCUGGUGCCGCUUGCGUUCAUUUGCACACCCUGUCUCCUGCGAGUAAAGGAUUAUUUCACAGAGUUAUCAUGCAUAGCAAUGCAGAGGCUGGUAUUUUUUACCCUUACAAGCUUGAAGUAAUACGCGGAAUUGUGAAAGAAUUUGCUACCAAAGCUGGAUGUCCUGAUGUGACAACUUCUGAAAAUAUUCACAAAUGUUUGAUGGCUUUAGAUGGGGAGGUUUUUCCUGUAAUUGAACAAAGUAUGACUGUUUGGGAUCAGGAGCCUACUUCGGUUUUUCAACCGUCCACUGAAGAUAAAAAUUCCGAGGAACCAUUCCUUACUGAUCCACCGAGUAGUGCUCAAUAUCAUUCACCCAGUAUGCCUUGGAUUGUCGGUUUAACCACAGGAGAAGGGGCAUAUAAAGCUGCUAAUUUUCUGCAGAAAGAAGGAGAACUGGCAGCUGAAAUUGAUCAGUAUUACAAAAUACUGUUUCCUUUAUCGUUAGCGUAUUUGUGGAAUACAAAAUUAUCGUACUUAAACUUCAUUUCUCAAGUGCUACGAGUACAUUAUUUUGGUAAUCGCAAAAUUGGUGCUGAAACUUCUCACGAGAUGACAGAAUUGUAUUCUCACGGUUUGUUCGGUGUGCCGGUUAUCAGAAAUAUAAGAAGUUAUCCAGGUCCAAAGUAUGUCUACUUGUUUGAUUAUAGAUCAAAUUAUACUACUCAAAAUGAUGAAGGAUAUUAUGAAGAGUUUCUAGGGAUAAGCCAUGGAGAUGACGUGAUAUUAAUUUAUUACACAGAAAAGUCUAAUCUUUCGCUGACUAACCAAGAUCACAUGUUUAGUGAAGAAUUGGUCAAAAGAUGGGUGAACUUCGUCCAAACUGGAAAUCCAAAUCAUCCCCUCGAAAUUAACGAAGACCUAAUGGAUUAUUGGAAACCUAUGAUUUCUGACAGAAUUGAAUACCUUCGUAUCAACUUGAACGGUUCGAUGGAAACUGAUUUAUACAAAGGAACGUACGAUUUCUGGAAAAGUUUACCAAUCGGUGUUGUAUAGAAUAAUUGAGCGUAAAAUGUGCACCUAUUUUUUGUGUAAUUCAUUUUCACUAAUAUGGGUAUUCUUCAAUUUUUUUUAAAGUGAUGAAAGUGUAUGUGGUACUCGUAAUGUUGAAAAUACAAAUCUCUUAUUGUGGUACCUAAUA
Planococcus citri (citrus mealybug) is the source of this 2774-nucleotide messenger RNA. RefSeq names its product esterase E4-like. The record is from RefSeq and is a predicted model, not a curated record. The transcript is spliced from 15 exons. The coding region runs from base 998 to 2629 and encodes 543 amino acids. NCBI's taxonomy places the organism in Eukaryota, Metazoa, Arthropoda, Insecta, Hemiptera, Pseudococcidae.